Messenger RNA from Batrachochytrium dendrobatidis JAM81, 1125 nucleotides. RefSeq lists its product as uncharacterized. The transcript has 10 exons. Gene Ontology annotation, biological process: transmembrane transport. Lineage: Eukaryota; Fungi; Chytridiomycota; Chytridiomycetes; Rhizophydiales. The record is from RefSeq and is a predicted model, not a curated record. Gene Ontology annotation, molecular function: transmembrane transporter activity. Bases 140 to 1102 code for a protein of 320 amino acids.
UUGAACAGCAGCAUAUUAUCACAUUCGCCGAGUUGCUGCUAAGGAUCUUAUCGUUACAGUUUUUAAUAAGAACUCACUGGAAUUUACAGAUAACUACUUGUAUACAUUGAAAGCAUUUGUGACUUGCAUUUUUGCUAUCAUGGUUUCUGAAUUUCAACAGUCGUCGAUCUCUUAUCCGAAUCAGAACGCUCCUGUUGUUGCCAGUAGCAGUCUUCCCGCCAAGCUUGUAUGCGGUGCGAUUGCUGGCGUCAUUGGCACUUGUCUUAUAUUUCCACUAGAUACUGUCAAGACAAGACUGCAAAAUCAAAAGAGUGGUUUAAACGGUCCUCAGUAUCGUGGAAUUUUAGAUGGCGCACGGAAAAUCAUUACUAAUGAAGGAUUUCGUGGACUAUAUCGAGGUCUUAUUCCUAAUCUCAUUGGCAUAUGCCCUGAAAAGGCUAUCAAGUUGGCAAUGAAUGACUAUGCGAGAGAGUUUUGGGGUCGCCAGAUAAAGGCCCAUCCUGACCAUCUUCCUCUUUUUUAUGGCAUGCUUUCCGGAGCUACAGCAGGGUUUUGCCAAGUUGUUGCUACCAACCCGAUGGAAAUAGUCAAGAUUCAGCUUCAACUUGCUGGUGCAUCCUCUGGUACCGGAUCCAAUUCAAAAAUAACUAUGACGGGCAUUGUCCGUCAACUCGGAUUACGAGGAUUGUACAAAGGAACCACUGCAACUCUUGCCCGCGAUGUUCCGUUCUCCUUUGUAUUUUUUCCCAUGGUUGCCAUUCUCAAGAAAGCCUUGACACCUGCGCAUACUAACGGAGAAGCUCCUUUCUCCGUGAUAUUUAGCAGCGGUAUUGUAAGCGGCGCGAUUGCUUCUGCUGUCGUUACUCCUAUGGAUGUAGUCAAGACUCGACUGCAAGUGAUUGCUAAACCGGGAGAUAAAGUAUAUACAGGAAUGAUGCACUGCUACCGUGAUAUCUUGAAGAACGAGGGAUGUACUGCAUUGUUUAAAGGAGUGGUGCCCCGUAUGAUGAUUGUAUCGCCAUUGUUUGCCAUCGCUGUACUGAUAUACGAAUUCCAGCAGCGAUAUCUUGGAAAGCUAUCUCAGGAGUCGGGUUUCAAAUGAAUGUCCGAAUAAAUGUUUUUUUC